Saccoglossus kowalevskii is the source of this 1509-nucleotide messenger RNA. Its product is annotated as cytochrome P450 1B1-like. Gene Ontology annotation, biological process: progesterone metabolic process; hormone biosynthetic process. NCBI's taxonomy places the organism in Eukaryota, Metazoa, Hemichordata, Enteropneusta, Harrimaniidae. Gene Ontology annotation, molecular function: iron ion binding; heme binding; steroid 17-alpha-monooxygenase activity. The record is from RefSeq and is a predicted model, not a curated record.
AUGGCGAUGUGGAUGGAAAUAACGGUUAGUAUGUCUAACUUGCAGUGUGUAUUGGCCUUAAUAACCGUUCUGCUAGUUGUAAUUCUUACACGAAUAAUGCGGACAACAAGCAUACGUGGAAUGCCUGGUCCAAUAGGCUGGCCCGUAGUUGGAUCUCUGUUUUCUCUUGGUGAUUUACCAUGCCUAACACUGACGAACAUGGCAAAACAAUAUGGUGACGUGUUUCAAAUUCAACUAGGCAAUACGAACGUGGUCAUACUUAAUGGUGCCGAAGCCAUACGCGAGGCUUUGUUCAAGAAAGCGGCUGUGUUUGCUGGAAGACCAAACUUCUAUACUAUGAUGAAAAACAAUGGGACAGGUUCUGACUUUGCGUACAGCAGUUACAGCGAAAUCUGGAAGAAGCAAAAAAGGAUGAUCGAGUCGUCGUUAAAAAUAUUCGUCGUAGACAGGCAACGAGAGCUUGAAGAUUUAGUUGUUAUGGAGACAACUAAAAUGAUAAGAAUAGUGACAGAAAAGAAUGGGAAAGCCGUUGACAUGCGCCAACAUAUCCACAACGCGGUUGCAAAAAUCUCGUGUUUGGUAUACUACAGCAAAAACUACGACUACGAUAACGAUGAUUUCACGAAUUUGAUCAGUUGCGAUGAAUAUUUCCACGACGCCAUUCGCAGCAUGGGUAACCCACAUGACUUUCUACCGGUGUUAAGAAUCCUACCAAGCCGUAUACAAAAUCGCUUCGACGAACUAGUUCUCUUCCAGAAAAGGUUUGUAUCUGACAUAAUGGCGGAACAUAAAGAAAUCGAGUCGGGCAUCCCGCGAGAUAUCAUGGACAACAUGCUCUUGAUAAGAAAUACAGGCGACCCGUCGGAUGCCAAGAAAGUGUGGAGUCACGAACACAUUUGUAAUAUAUUAUGCAAUAUGUUUGGAGCUGGAGUUUUUGGAAUAAGCCACGCAAUAUAUUUACUGAUAUUACACAUGAUAAUUUACCCAGAAGUCCAAAACAAAUUACUAUACGAUAUUGACGAUGUAGUCAGUAGAAAACGGCUGCCACAACUUUCGGAUCGCACGAAGUUGCCGUACAGCUAUGCCGUUGUCUAUGAAGUAAUGCGAGUCACUUCUGUCUCGUCGCCAGCAGUGCCGCAUUGCACUAUGGACAACACAAACAUAUUUGGUUAUGAUAUUCCUAAAGGCACGCCUCUUAUACCGAAUAUAUGGUCCGCUAACUACGACGAAGCAAUAUGGGACGAACCACACCAAUUUCGCCCUGAAAGGUUCCUUUCCGACGACGGCAGCUUAAAUAAAAAGACAGUUGCACAGAUGAUGGCGUUCGGCGUAGGAAAACGCCGAUGUCCGGGCGAACAGAUGGCGGUCACACUGACGCAUCUUAUCUUUGUGAUUUUAUUACACCAAUGUCGCUUUGACAAGAUUCAAGGAGAUAUCCCACAAGUCAAAUUCCGCGAUGGACUUCAGCUACGAGAAGAUCCAUUCAGGGUUAUUGUUACACAGCGAUAA